Messenger RNA from Vespa crabro (European hornet), 1509 nucleotides. It is a transcript of the gene mRpL3, whose product is annotated as 39S ribosomal protein L3, mitochondrial. Gene Ontology annotation, biological process: translation. The record is from RefSeq and is a predicted model, not a curated record. The transcript has 6 exons. NCBI's taxonomy places the organism in Eukaryota, Metazoa, Arthropoda, Insecta, Hymenoptera, Vespidae. Gene Ontology annotation, molecular function: structural constituent of ribosome. Gene Ontology annotation, cellular component: ribosome; mitochondrial large ribosomal subunit. Bases 264 to 1454 code for a protein of 396 amino acids.
UUAUGGUGUUACAAAUUAUGCUUGCAAAAAACAUUUAUUUUUACACAGAAAUAUAAGGAUACUUAAUUCUCGAUUUGAUUUUUAAUAAUCGACUCAAUCAUCGUAAUAAUAAAUAUAAUUAAUUAAAAGAACAAUUGUGAAGAAUUACUUGUAUGUGAAUUUCAAAGUUGAAUUAUUUUUUGAGGUUAACUCGAUAUAUGUGACUGAAAAAAAAAAAUUACAUUUUUAAUAUAGUUUGUAAAAGAUUUUAAGAAUAAAUUAUAAUGGCAACACUUAUAAAAAUAUUCAAUAAUAAUUUAGUUUCACGUACACUUUUAAAACACAAUUUGGAUAUUGUAAAAGUACCAGUACGGGAUAAAAAAAUUCAAAUACCUAAGAAACGUCAUCCAAGCUGGCUCCCGAAACAAAACCGUGUUAUGCAUAAUGAACAUAUUAUUAAAGAAAAUAAAGAAUUUAUUAAAGAAGUUAUAGAAUCCAAAUAUGAUUCUCCGCUUAAUAUAAAACCAAUUGAACCAAUUACCCGAUGGAAGAAAGGACUUAAGAGAACAGGUUUAAUAGCCAAAAAAAUAGGUAUAUAUCCAUUAUGGUUACAAAAUGGAAAGAGAGUUAGUUCUACGUUAUUACAGAUCAUUGAUAAUCAAGUAAUAAAGUAUGUAGAACCAGAAAAUUUUUUUCCAAUGAAAUCUAAACAUUCUAUAAUCAAAAAAAAACUUGGAGCUCUUGUGGUAGGAGCAGAAAGUUCGGACCCACAAUUGUUUAGAAAAGAAUAUUGCAGCUUAUUCGAAGAUUCUGGAGUCAUGCCGAAACGUAUAUUAAUGAGAUUUAUGAUAUCGCCAGAAGCUGCUCUACAACCCGGUACACCUUUAUAUGCGGCUCAUUUUAAGCCAGGCGAUGUUAUUGAUAUACGUGCAAAAACGAUAGACCGCGGUUUUCAAGGAGUCAUGAAAAGAUGGGGUUUCAAAGGAAUGCCUGCUUCUCAUGGUGUAACUAAAACUCAUAGAAGGCCAGGGAAUAUUGGUAGUGGUGGAAAAAUGAAGCGAGUAAUGCCAGGUACUAAACUACCUGGUCAUAUGGGUAAUCGGUGGCGCACAAUUAAAGGCUAUAGGGUAAGAUUAAACAAAAACAUAUACAACUAUAUGUAUAUACAUUAUUCAUUACUUUUUGUGAUAUUUCUGAAGGAAACAAUAUUAAUGUCAUAUAAUGUUGCUUUUCAGAUUUUACGAGUAAAUACAAAAUAUAAUGUAAUUUGGGUAAUGGGUCACAACAUACCUGGAGAAACAAAUACUUUUUGUUAUUUAUAUGACACGAUUCUACCCAUUAGAAAGUUCAAAAACCCGCCAUAUUUCCCAACUUAUUUACCCAAUUUAAAAAAAAAUCCAGAACCGGAGGAUUUAUAUGCAGAUGAUGUACAUCCGUUCAAAGCACCCACAAUUCAAUUUAGCGAAGAAUCAUAAUUGUAUUAUUAUAAAGUAAAGUAUCGAAUAAAGAUAUAUAUAAUGUCAAUAUAAA